AUGCCCGCGACGGAAACCUCGCUCUUGAACCGCCUCACAGACGCUCUUUUCCGCUCCGAAGCCGCAACCAACGACGCAUACCAGUACCAGCCCCUUCCACGAGACGAAGAAGCCCACGCCAGCCAAGAACCAGCUUCUUCCUCUUCCGCCGCAGCAUUGCAUUCCUCCACCAUGCGCUCCUCCAGCGACGAGGCCACCAAGGCCGCGCCCGUCGCCACCACCACCCCCGCCGACGGCUCCCACGCACACGACGAGUGCCGCGCCCACAGCCUGCAGCAGCUCGAGUCCUCCUCCAGCGGCGUCGACGACUCCGUCACGCAGGGCCUGCACAUUCUCGACAAGCAGUCGGCGCACUGGUGGUCCUACUUCACCACGCCCGACUUCUGGAUCGUCGUCGCCAUCGGGCAGGUCCUCGCGCUCUGCAUCACCGCCACAAACACCUUUACCACGUUCCUCGCCAACGCGCACACCAACAUCCCCGCCUUCCAGACCGUCUUCAACUACAUCCUGCUCUUCCUCGUCUACAUGACCGUCUUCCUCGUCCGCGACGGGCCGCGCGCCGUCUGGCGCGCCGCCGUCAGGGACGGCUGGCGCUACCUCAUCAUGGCCUUUCUCGACGUCGAGGGCAACUACUUCACCGUGCUCGCCUACCGCUACACCAACAUCCUCUCCGCGCAGCUCAUCAACUUCUGGUCCAUCGUCUGCGUCGUCGUCAUCUCCUUCUUUCUGCUCCGCGUCCGCUACAAGCCCUUCCAGGUCGUCGGCAUCCUCGUCUGCUGCGGCGGCAUGGGCAUCCUGCUCGCGAGCGACCACAUCACCGGCAGCAGCGGCGGCCCGGCCGAGAACCGCCUCAAGGGCGACCUCUUUGCGCUGCUCGGCGCCACCCUCUACGGCACCAGCAACGUCUUUGAGGAGUGGCUCGUCUCAAAGGCCCCCAUGCACCACGUCCUCGCCUUCAUCGGCCUCUUUGGCAUGAUCAUCAACGGCGUGCAGGCCGCCAUCUUUGACCGCGCCUCCUUCCAGCAGGCCCAGUGGGACUCGCACGUCGCCGGCUGGCUCGUCGGCUACACGCUCUGCCUCUUCCUCUUCUACACCCUCGCCCCCCUCAUCCUGCGCAUGGGCUCCGCCGCCUUUUUCGACAUUUCGCUCCUUACGGCCAACUUUUGGGGCGUCAUCAUUGGCGUCCGCGUCUUUGGCCUCACGAUCCACUACCUCUACCCCAUUGCCUUUGUCUGCAUCAUCCUCGGCCUCGUCACCUACUUUCUCUCCGGCAGCCUGCUCGGCGACUCCCGCAAGCCGUGGCUCGGCGAGAACCAGGAGGCCGGCGUCGCGGGCUUCGGCACCGCCAAGCUGCGCGCCAUCAACGCGGCCCGCAUCGCGCAGCAGGAGGCCGAGAAUGGCCAUGUGGCGCCCGAGAAUUCCCCCGCCGCGGCCGGUGUGGGUGGCGCGGGCUUCAUGGCGCGUGCCAGGGCUAAUAUGCAGAGAUUGUGGAACAAGGAGGCCAUUUAG
This is a messenger RNA of Akanthomyces muscarius, 1509 nucleotides long. RefSeq lists its product as uncharacterized. The coding region runs from base 1 to 1509 and encodes 502 amino acids. Gene Ontology annotation, biological process: transmembrane transport. Gene Ontology annotation, cellular component: membrane. The record is from RefSeq and is a predicted model, not a curated record. NCBI's taxonomy places the organism in Eukaryota, Fungi, Ascomycota, Sordariomycetes, Hypocreales, Cordycipitaceae. Gene Ontology annotation, molecular function: transmembrane transporter activity. The transcript has a single exon.